Messenger RNA from Racocetra persica, 410 nucleotides. NCBI's taxonomy places the organism in Eukaryota, Fungi, Glomeromycota, Glomeromycetes, Diversisporales, Gigasporaceae. The record is from the annotation of a GenBank genome assembly.
CCGGAAAAUUAUUGGAACAAUUACAAUGGGACAAAGGCCGCAUUAUUAAAAUGGGUUGGACUGAUGCUGAACAACUAGUUGUUGUCAUGGAAGAUGGUAUUAUAAGACUGUAUGAUAUUCAUGGUGAUUUUACUCAAUUUUCUCUUGGAAAAGAAGCCAAAGAUCAUUUAGUUAUUGAUUGUAAGAUUUGGGGAACGGGUCUAGUAGCUUUGACUGGGAACUUUAAGCUUAUUGCUCUGAUAAACUUUGAAGAACCUAGGCCAAAGCUUAUGGCUGAUCCAGGAUUGAACGAACCACCUCAUAGUUGGACAUUAGUCCCACCUCAGUAUACACUCAGCCGUCAUGUAGAAGUAUUUUUAGCUACUGGCACUACGAUCUUAACUGUUGAUGCUAUAGAAUCUCAGGAUCAA